This is a messenger RNA of Bubalus bubalis (water buffalo), 804 nucleotides long. Its product is annotated as pro-neuregulin-2, membrane-bound isoform-like. The transcript is spliced from 2 exons. The record is from RefSeq and is a predicted model, not a curated record. Lineage: Eukaryota; Metazoa; Chordata; Mammalia; Artiodactyla; Bovidae. Bases 7 to 693 code for a protein of 228 amino acids. Gene Ontology annotation, biological process: cell differentiation; intracellular signal transduction; nervous system development. Gene Ontology annotation, molecular function: protein tyrosine kinase activator activity; chemorepellent activity.
CGCACCAUGAGCUGGCGAUGCGCCGCGCGCCGCGCCGGGAGGACCGGCCCCGCCGCCCGCUCUCCUCCGCCGUCGCCGCCGCUGCUGCUGCUGCUGCUGUGGACCUCGGCCCUGGCGCCGGGGGCGGCCGCCGGCGACGAGGCGGCUCCCGCGGGGGCCUCGGUGUGCUACGCGUCCCCGCCCAGCGUGGGCUCGGUGCAGGAGCUGGUUCAGCGCGCCGCGGUGGUGAUCGAGGGAAAGCUGCACCCGCCGCGGCGGCGGCAGCAGGGGGCACUCGACAGGGAGGCGGCGGCGGCCGCGGGCGAGGCAGGGGCGUGGGGAGGCGAGCGCCCGCCGCCGGCCAACGGGACCGUGCCCGCCUGGCCCACCGCCCCCGCUCCCAGCGCCGCCGAGCCCGGAGCCGAGGCGCCCUAUCUGGUGAAGGUGCACCAGGUGUGGGCGGCGAAAGCCGGGGGCUUGAAGAAGGACUCGCUGCUCACCGUGCGCCUGGGCGCCUGGGGCCACCCCGCCUUCCCCUCCUGCGGGCGCCUCAAGGAGGACAGCAGGUACAUCUUCUUCAUGGAGCCCGAGGCCAACAGCAGCGGCCGCGCGCCCGCCGCCUUCCGAGCCUCCUUCCCCCCUCUCGAGACGGGCCGGAACCUCAAGAAGGAGGUCAGCCGGGUGCUGUGCAAGCGGUGCGAUUCUCAGUGGUAGAGCAUCUGCCUGCAGUGUGGGAGACACAAGAGGCCUGGGUGCAAUCUCUGAGUCAAGAGGAUCCCCUGGAGAAGGAAAUGGCAACCCACUCCUGUGUUCUUGCCUGGAGAA